Exaiptasia diaphana is the source of this 2455-nucleotide messenger RNA. Its product is annotated as centrosomal protein of 131 kDa. Gene Ontology annotation, biological process: regulation of centrosome duplication; cilium assembly; intraciliary transport involved in cilium assembly. Bases 83 to 2215 code for a protein of 710 amino acids. The record is from RefSeq and is a predicted model, not a curated record. NCBI's taxonomy places the organism in Eukaryota, Metazoa, Cnidaria, Anthozoa, Actiniaria, Aiptasiidae. The transcript is spliced from 23 exons. Gene Ontology annotation, cellular component: centriolar satellite.
CACGGGGGAAAUUAGAAAAGAAAAUGCAACGGAAAGCAGCAGGCCUGCUACUGGGAGUAGCACAGCGCGUCAACUUGAAGAGAUGUUUCAGCAUGAUACAAGAACCAAACAAAGCAUGGUCCCUGAUGAAAUGUCAACUGACAGGACUGACAGCACUCUYCAAAAUGCUCAGAGCAAGCAGGGAACCUCUGGGAAAUCUACGUUUGAGGAUCUUCUAGAAUCAUUGAAGCAACUUGAAGAUGAUCCUCCUCGUGAUAGCCUAAUGAUGUCUAGUGCAAGUAGUAAAUACGAUAGUUGGAUUGCAGGACAAGGAAUGGAAACUGUAGUGGAUAAAAACCAUCAGCCUUACCUCUCAGCAGAGAAUCUUGACCAACUUAAUCCACAAGAAACCGACUCAACAACAAGUACAGCACUCUCUGCAGAAAAAUUACAAAACAUCAUUAAUUUCUUGGAUGAAGUGGAAAAAGCCGAAGAAGUUGUKUUGAAAGAAAUCCAUCAGUCCAGGGAAGGGUCGAUCUCAAGAGGGCUACCAUCACCGAAUGCAAGUGUGACUGUUGAUAAAGAGAGGGAAGAGGCCAAAGCAGAAAUAGCAAAGCAAGACAAGGCCUAUCUGGAAAUGGCAUCAGCUAGUGCAGCUGAAGUGACCAACCAAGUCAUGUCAAUCAAGAUUGAACUGGAAGAGAAGAAAAGAACUAAUGAACUUUUGCAGAGGGCAUUGAACCAGCAACGUGAUUUUACCCUGCGUCAAAGCAAAGAAGCUGAUAAAGAUGCUCAGCAAAGACUCGCCAUUCAAAAACAAGAAUACGAAGCGACGAUACAAAGACACCUGACGUUCAUAGAUCAACUGAUCGAUGACAAGAAAAUACUUGGAGAAAGAUGCGAAGAACUCCUUGGCAAGCUAAAGACAGUCGACAAGAAAUUUACUGAUAAGAUAAAGUUGCUUGAAGAAAAUCACGAGGUGGAAAUGAAAAAACAAAAGGAAGUAAUUGUGGCUGCUGAGAAACUUCGGCGAGAAAAAUGGAUAACAGAAAAGACACAACAGAUUAAGGAAGUAACUGUAAAAGGUUUGGAGCCUGACAUCCAAAAGCUUAUCGCAAAGCACAAAGCCGAGUUGAAGAAACUCAGGUCAUCUCAUCAGGCUGAGCUACUUGAGGCGGACGAACGCGCUGGGAGACGAUACAUUCAACAGAUUGAAGACUUACGUGAACAACUCGACCGAGAAAAGGACAAUGCUGUUACCAAAGAAAGAGAACUCGCUCAACAAAGAUUUGAGAAACAGCUUGAGCAAGAAGAGCAAGCUUAUCAACAACAGAGACGAAGACUUUAUUCAGAAGUUCAAGACGAGAAAAAAAGAGUUGCAACACAAGCGCACAAACACCGACAAGAGAUGGACGAAGCUAUUGCUAGUUUACAAGAGUCUCAUAAAAAAGCUCUCAGUGAAGUGGAGCGUUCACACGAAAAAGCAAUGUCUGACUUGGAAGCAAAGCACGAGUUUGAAGUGAGAGAAUUGAAAGAAAGACUCGAUGUUGAGAAAGAAGCGUGGAUUGAGAACUACAUGAAAAAACAGGAUACCAUCUUACUUAGCAAAGAACGAGAACUCAAAGAAGGUGUCAGAGAAGCAAGGGAUAGGGAAAUAGAAAUGGUCAUAACCCGUCUCGAAGAAGAAAGCGCUGCAUCUCGAGAAGAGUGUGAAAGAGCUGCUGAAAACAGAAUUAAACGUAUACGAAACAAGUAUGAAUCUGAAAUAAAGGAACUCGAGAAAUCAGAAGCAAACAUGCAAGCUAAAUACAACUCAACCAAGGAACGGUUAUUAGAAGUAGAGGGUGAGGUUACGAGGCUGCGAAGUCAAGUAAACCAGAUUACCAAGCAGAAGGAGGAUGUCGAGAGGGUAUUGGAGAAACUUCAGGAGGAGCGUGGAAAGGUUGCCGAUAUUAUAAGACAAGAAUUUGCUGAUAGGUUGGUUGCUACCGAGGAAGACAACAAACGAUUAAAGACUGAAGUCAGUGAGAUGAGAGCAAGACACAGACUAGAGGUUGAUAGAAUUACUUCUGAAAAGGAAAAAGAAAUGGAUCAGCUCCACCAAAGAGUCAAACAAGCGAUUUCUAAGAAGGAAGAGACUAUGAAGACACUUCGUGAACAGCAGCAGGCUGCCAUGAAACGAGCCGAUCAUCUCGAAAUGCUWCUCCAGCAACAGAGAAAAAAGCUUCUACCUUGACAGAAUAUAGACURUAUUGUUUGACCUUUCUCCUAUGUAAAAUAAAAAUAUAACAUUGUAUUAAAUUUGCCAGACAAGCGAAAACAUCACAAUGUGUGUCCAAUAUUUCUGAACAGAAUGCCCCACUGAAUAUGUUAGUGGAAGCGGCUGGAAUCAACCAGGCAAUUCACAAGAAASAAAGGGAGUCUUUUUAAUUUAUAUUUUUUAUCAUGUUCAUUUGCCUCACAUUYAARAAAAAUA